UUGCUGCUUUUGUCUUUCCACCAACCUUUUUGCGUAAUGGCACGGAGGCAUCUCCUGGGGUUGCAACCAUUUAUUUUUAGGACGGAGGAGAAAAAAAAAGGCAGAAAGACAGGAGCGCGAUGAAGUGGGUGGGAUCGUUUCUCACUCCCUCUCUCUCUCCUCUCCCUCUCUUUCUCUCUCUCAGUGUGCGUGCGUGUGUGUGUGUGUGUGUGUGUGUGUGACGGCGCGUGUGUUAUGGUGUGUUUGUGUGUGUCUGCGUGUGUGUGUGAAGUGUAUAAGUACAGAUCUGUCACUCCGCACUUCACUUUUACGCAGUGGAGAUAUCGACAUCCAUUCCGGCCAUGAAACUGAUAGUGCUCUUCACAGCAUCUCUGUCCUGGACCCUGCAGCAGCAGGCUCUACCUCCGAAGUACCAGUACUGGGACCCGCUGACGUCGGAACUCCUGCUGUGUGACAAGUGUGCUCCUGGGACGGCAGUGAAGCGACACUGCACCGCCGACACACCCACGGAGUGUCAGCCCUGUCCUGAGAGACACUUUGCUGAAAACUGGCACUGGGGGGAUUCCUGCCAAUACUGCACCUCGGUGUGUAAAGAGAGGCAGUUGGUGAAGCAGCACUGUAACAGCACACAUGACCAGGUCUGUGAGUGUGCGCCGGGAUUUCACCUAGUGGUGGAGUUCUGCAUCACACACAGCACCUGUACACCUGGCUAUGGAGUGACAGCCUUAGGAACUCCGGUCUCUGACACUGUCUGUGAGCCGUGUCCCCCUGGUUAUUUCUCUGCCGUCAACUCAGUCUCUGAUCCAUGUCAGCCCCACACUAACUGCUCAGACUUGGGCCUGAAGACUCUGCGAUGGGGCACCACCACUUCAGACAGUGUCUGUCAGGACAAGGCAGCCACGCUGCAGUGCUCUCAGCAUCACAGUCUGUGCCAAACUGAUGUGACUCUGUGUGAGGAGGCCGUCUUCCAGUCUCUUGCUUCACUGAAGUUGCCCUCUAUGCCCCUGGAGCGGCUGUUAGAGAGUCUCCCUGGUCGAAAAGUGGAUCGUAAGAGCUUGGAGAGCCUGAAGAAGGCCUGCUCUCCUCACCAGCAGGUCUUCCACCUGCUGCGACUAUGGAGGGAGCAGAACAAGGACCAGGACAAGCUGUACAGAAUCAUACAAGGUGUUAACCACUGUGAAAAGAAGGUGUCCCGCUGCCACGGCCUGAAGAACCUGACUCUAGAAGAUCUACUAACAGUAGCCAACAGCCUUCCUGGGGAAAGAGAUCAGCAUGCAGACGUUCAGGCGGUGUUCACUUCCUGUUUGCCCCGACAGUACAUCGUUGAGAUUCUUCACCUCUGGAAAUCAGCUAACUACAAUUUAGAUCUAGUCAAAGGUCUGUAUCACAGUCUGAGGGUGUUGCGCAGCCAGGGGGCGCCACGCUAUCUGUUUAAAAUCUUAAAGAAGAUCAGUCGCAUCAUUGGGACUACGUCUUCACAUAAGAUGUACGAGAAACAGUUUGUCAACAUGCUAUGUUUCAAGGCCCAUAAACCAUUAAAUGAAUAGGAAAACUAGGGAUAAAAACACAAAUAGACACUAAUGCGUCAUUGUACAAUUAAAACACAACCCACAGUCAACACAAAUCUGUAAUUUUGACAAUUGAAAGAAAAAGAAACUUAUAUUUUUGCAUUCUUCAGACGAAGACCG
Molecule: messenger RNA, 1688 nt
Organism: Cynoglossus semilaevis (tongue sole)
Lineage: Eukaryota; Metazoa; Chordata; Actinopteri; Pleuronectiformes; Cynoglossidae
Product: tumor necrosis factor receptor superfamily member 11B
Exons: 6
Coding region: 342-1547 (401 amino acids)
Molecular function (GO): protein binding
Source: RefSeq, a predicted model, not a curated record